This is a messenger RNA of Ectocarpus siliculosus, 6318 nucleotides long. The record is from the annotation of a GenBank genome assembly. Lineage: Eukaryota; Phaeophyceae; Ectocarpales; Ectocarpaceae.
AUGCUCACUGCUCGUGUUUCUGUCAACUUCAAGCUCGACGGUGACGAGCCCUCAAACACGGCGGCCUCCGGAGAGCUGCUGACACUUCCAUGGGACCCUCGCCUGGCCUUAUCCGGCUGGGGCCGAGGACGUGCGUCGGUGCUUAAGUUCGAGGUAUCCCGCGGCCCCGGGCGUCCAGUGGAGUGGACCGGAUUCGUUCCUACUGCUGGUCUUGUUCACAGUCCUCGGUGUGUCUUCGAGAGGGCAAUCUGUCUAACAGGAAGACUGGGUUCCGAGCCGCCAACCUCGGCCCGCACGGCUGGGUCGACGGGGGCAUCAGCCGAGAGACGCACAGUAUCACUCGAGGUGGCUAUGAUGUUCCAGCCUGUCUUCCCGGCAGGUAUUCGUGGAGGUUCGAGAGCUGCCGGGGUCGUGUCACGGGGGGUGGUUCAUCAAGAGGACGCAAGACGGCAGUCGUUCGAUCACCGGCCAUUCCACCCAGACUUGCGAAGAAUCGCCUGCGAAGGAGGGGAGUUGGUCGUGCACUGCCUACGAGCAAGGAACUUGCGCUUGCCUCGGCAAGAGAAGUCGGUGGAGUCACGAGAUGCUCAGCCUGAGAUCUUCCUGACUGUCCUGCCUGAUGGAGGCGAGGUCCAAACUUCGACGUCGUACAUGGGACCGGGUGGGCGGCAUCCUGUUUGGGGGCAGAGUCUCACCCUAUCCAUCGCGGACGCAGCCACAGCUCGCGUUGUGGUGCGGGUGAGAAACGUAAAUCAAGUCUUGGAAGACAACGUCCUUGGCGAAGUAGAGCUGUCUUUAGCGGGGCUCAUUGCUGCAGAACAUGGCGUGGCCGCCGCCGCCGCUCUCCCUGGAUUCUCCGGUCGCCUCGAGCGUCCACCCAGCGGGUCUUCGUUGCGUGUGAGCCUGGACAAGGAAGUUGCUUCAGACAGACAGGAGCUUGCCGACAACAGUUACGGCUCCGAUAGCGAGGAUCAUGUGGACACGGAACGAUUUCCAGGCCGCAAACGAGAACCAUCUGGAAAAAAUCCGGUAAGCCCGCAUAAGAUCAAGCCGUGUGGGGUCGAGGCCUGGUUCCCUCUUUUCGUCGCCGGUCGGCAAGGGGGUAGCAGGGAGCGAGAAGUCGCCGGCGAGGUGCGGCUUUGCUGCCGUUUUCUUUCGACGGACUUCAUGAUGCAGAGAGAGGUCACAGCCGGGGCGGACGAAGGGGAUAACGGCCCUGUCGGUGCGCUGAGAUAUGCGUUGGAGCGGCGACCUGGUCGGCUCUUCAUGACGAUAAGGUGCUGUCGGGCCCUGCCGAAAGCCAUGAUCGGAGAAAGGGCCCCUCUAGUAGAGGCCAGACUGCGGCACGGGGGUUGGCAGUGCAGUACUCGGCGGCAAACGGGACUGAAUCCGGUGUUCAACGAGAACAUGGCUGUGGACGUGCUGUGGACACCACAGGACUUCAAUAGUCCAGAGGUGAUUCUUGAGGUGAAAGACAAGGCACUCGGCGGGGGGCUUCUAGCUGCCGUACGCGUGGCGGUGGCCCCCUUCAUCCUCCAUCCGAUGAUGCCAGCAGACAUUUGGAUCCCGUUGCUGGGCGGAGCAGGAAGAGAAACUAAUUCAGGGAUAUAUAUCGGGCUCAUUUACAUUCCAUCGGUGGACGAGAUACGAAACAUGGAUGAGCACUUGUCAAGGAAGAAUCCGACCAGUUUCUCCAUCAACAGCAUCGAGCACAUUGCUGAUCCCGAGUAUUCCGCCGUGUUACGUCGAGCCCGACGUGGGGUUGUCCACGUACAGAUCAUGUCAGCCCGAGGCCUCCCUGCUUCUUCCAAAGACCCUCAAGUGGGGGUGCGGCUCAGAGUCGGGGACCACUGCGGUGGUCCAUUGCCGCCGUUCCAGCGGACAGCGGCAAUUCGAGGGGGUCGAGGAGAGCCACAGUUCAACUCCACAUUUUUCCUAGACUUGCAACAAGAUGCGCCAGGGCUUGAGGAAGAAUCAAAGCGAGCUGUGCUGGGACGCACACCGAUGCUAGAGGUGGAAGCUCGUUGUUGUAGAGGCAAGGGGAAGGUGCUGGGAACGGUAGAGAUUCCUAUAUUUCCCCUUUGGUUCAUGGGGCACAUGACGCGCGCGUGGUAUCCCAUGCGUAGCUGUGACGGCGAGGCGGAGGCUGGGAGGGUAUUCAUCGGGCUGCAGUUCAUCGCUGAUGGGAAGAGCGGGGAGAACGGUGGCAUGACGGCAGCUUCCGUAAGCGAUGGCGCUGGCACAGUCUCCAGGCGGAGGCGAUACUUGUUCUUGGAAGUGCGGCAGGGGCGGGAGCUUCGGCAUACGCACGCCGAGUCUGACCGUCCAGUCGUGCACGUGGAGAUGUUGGGGUCGGGGGCGAGAGGGAAAACGCCUCCAGCGAGGGGUGGGGGACCCGACCCCGCAUGGGCUGACGGGGCAGGCCUCCUGGCACUACCGUACCCACUUCGUAGCAGUGGCGGAGGGUUCGGGUCCUCGAACGAGGUGCUCCGGAUAACCAUCCUCAACGAGCAGCGAAGACGUGGCGAUGGGCAGGAGAAGGGUACAGGACGGAGUAUCGAAGGAGGGGUGAGGGGAGACGCCAUGGGGCACAAGGUGCGGAGUACACCCGGGAGGCGAGGAGUGCGGACAAGUCUCCUGGGAGAAGACGGAGGUGACGCCUACGCAAAAGGGGGUACAAUUUUUUCGUGGGACGACACCUGUCCUCACCGCAUGAGGUUCAACAACGCCUUCAACAAGCAGCCGACUACGCUGCACGUGAGCGUGGUUCAGGGAGAUCGCGUGGUCGGAUUCGCAUCCGUUGGCGUGGAGGCCGUCGUGCACGAUGGAAUAUCGACGAUGGCGCGAGAAACCGCCCAAUCCACUCGCAGACCAAGGGGUAGCGCUCAUGAUGUUGGGCCCGUCGGGCUGAGGGAAGAGGACUUCGGGCACUCCGUGCAAGCAUGGUACCCACUGCACGCACCGGACGAUAAGACUACUUCCGCCGGAGAGAGUGCGCUUUCGUCGUCGGUGUCCGGCACAGCAAACACGGAGGUUGGUCGGGUGCUCAUCGACCUCAAGUUUGCGCCCCAUCCGAAUUUGCUCGUGAGAAACUGGCAAGAGGGCGCUGCAACUUUGCGCGCAAAUGGCAUCGCCGCCAUGAAAGCCAUAUUUUAUCGCUUGAACCGUAGCGGGAACCUCGUCAUCGAAACGGAGGAUCUGCGGCUCGCCCUGGUCGACGCCGUCGACGAGUACCUCGCAACGUCUACCGCGGCGGCUAAAGCGGCGGUAUCUGGUACAUGUAAACCAUUUGCUGGCACGUCUAGAGCAUCGCAAGCGGGUGAGUUCUUGCUGCUGAUGUCGGAAGGAAGCAAGUCAAGCUUUGGAGAAGGAAGCAACGCUGCGCUCUCCAAAUCGGCAGCAGACUCCAUCUUGUCCAUGAUGGACCGUGAUCGGACUGCCGAGGUGACGUUCGCUGAGUUUUGCAUGUUCUUGAGCCGGGCGGCCUCACGGCAGGCCGACGCUGCGGUGGGAGAUCUUGUUAACGAGCUAGCCGAAGACAACGAUGACGAAAGUUGCGACAGCGAUAGCGACGACGACGCUCUCGGUAGCGACGCUAGCAGGAACGCCGGCGCCAACUGCGACGAGCCACACGGUAGACGGCGUACUAGACGUGUCCCCAGCUUGAUUGGUUUGGUUGAAAGGUCAACGGAUCAGACCGUGAGAAACACACAACUCACAGGGAGGCAAGACAGGGCCACCACCACCGAAAACGGCCGACGAAGCUCUCCAAAAGCCUUUUCGGAUUCGUUUCAAUAUCCGGAGUCUGCGAAAAAACCCAACAUGGACCCCCCAGAACUCUUCACGGCUGAACCCCCAGGGCGGGUGCAAGACAAACUGUCAAAGGCCAGUCGAGCGCAGGACAGCGUCGAUGUCAGCCGAGGGCCCAACAGGCCAGCAACACCGGCACCUCAUCACACGACGGAGGGAAACGAGACCGCAAAGUAUGUCCUUCCCGAAGAUAUCACGUCGUGGACGGUAGGGCACGUCUUGAACUGGCUGUCGGAGGAUAUGCAGCUCCCACAACACUUGCACAAAUUUCGGGAUGCGUCAAUAGACGGCUUGGUUUUGUGCGACCUUACGGAUGUCUUGUUGGAGGAGGGUCUAGGAAUAUCGGAUUCUCUGCAUCGCCUCAAGAUUUUGCGUCACAUGCAAAAGCUCAGCAAGAAGCAGCAGCAGCACCACCACCACCACCACAAGGCUGAUACGACGAGAGAGGACCGGCCACAGACAUCACCACCACCACGAGCCUACGCUGCCAGAAAAACUCUCGGUGUAAUGACCGGGUCGAGCGAUACAAAGGACGCUCAAGCCGGUAGCCCAGCCAACCGUUCCAGGCAAACCGGGUGCACAGCCGUCGGAGUCGAUCGAGAGGAGGACCCGCUACCGUUAACAACGGGUACGCUUGAAGAGAAGAAAACUAACAGCACACCGAUCCCCCCGUCGCCACCUGGCGAAGAAGCCGGUGCUAAGAGGGGUACUGGGCAAGGCGUGCAGCAAACAGAGGACACCCAUGAGGACGAACGGUUUUCUGCGGGCUCCCGAUCGGGCUUCUCGCCCGACGAGGAGGCGUUUGCUCUUACCAUGAAGGAGGUUCGUGGGGAGUUCGUAACCGAAGAGGUUGGCGGCGAAGGGUCGCCGGAAUUGAGGACCGGGGUCUCGCAAUUGAAGAACCGGAAGCGGCACAUAUGCAUUCCAGCAAAUGCUACCACGUCCGAGGUACACGAAGUGGUGCAGACGGCCAUGUGGGCGACCGCGGCCUUGUUGGAGGACACAAACACUGGAGAGGGCGAGCGGGUCGAAAGUACGGGCGAUUACCCAGAAGCGUGGUGGGGUAGUUCGGAAGGGGGCAGCACGGCCAAAAGCGACAGCAUUGAUGGUGCCGAUUUUGACUAUGCGUCAAUUGGUGGAGGUACUGCCGAAAAAAAUCGUGAGAACCGUGGGAACAAACGAGCGCGACUACUGUUCAACGAGUUAUGUUCGUUCCAACAAGGUGGGGCGAAGAGCUCCGGCACAGCACGCGGCUUGAAGCUCACACGGCACAGACUCGAGGUCGGCAUCCGCUCGCUCCUGAAAAUUGAAAUGCGAUGGGAGCAAUGGCAAUUGUUUUUGGAUUCCCUGCCCAGGCUUCGAACUCAGGGUUUCCUAAACCCGGGCGAUUUUUUCGAGGCGUUCGGAUUUCACCCUCUCCUUCGCCGACCAACUACUCCUAGGAGCGCGUUGGGUGGUAGCAAGCAGCGCAAGUUCGAGGGAGAAUCAUUCGAUUUUGAGCCUGGUCGUAGUUUCGACAAAGGCAGCUUGGUUUCUUCAGAGGCGACAUCGGGAUGGGAAACAUCCGCAACACAAGACAUAUCUAAUUUUCGGGAAUUCGUGCUGGGUAUCGCGGAUGCUUUGCGCACGUGCCGAGCAACCUUAGGGGGCGUCAUAUCUACUUUUGAUAAACGAGGCACCGGGAAGGUCUCUGUGUCCGAGUUCAUGUCUCUCGUCAAAGCGCUCACGAGAAAGAGGCGGUAUUCCGCCCGUGCUAGGGCUAUGACCGGCGGUUUCGACAGGAAGCAGGCGUACCUACUGCUCCGCUGCGUGGACAAAGACGGAGACCGAAGUGUUGUGCUUCGCGAUCUGGUAGCAUUCGUGUUCGCUACCUGGACCGAGGAACUGGAGCGGCUGACAGGGGGGAAUAGCGAGCCAGAAGAGGUUCGGCAGAGAAGACGUCAGCUGCAGAAGGACCUGAGACGUCACUUUCCGGCAAACUUUCGUCGAGCGCUAGGUCUUGAUGCCGUCGAACCGGACACCGGACACCAAGGCCCCUUUGCCGCCCUCCUCGCCCGGGUUGGCUUGGACUUCCCAAGCCCACCCUCGCCACGCUCUCAGCCCACGUUCGUGUCUCCACGGCGUGCUCACCGCCAGCGUCGAAGUGAAACUGCGCGCAGCAGCUCGUCGUGUCCUGGUGCAGACGUCAAAUUCGAACGCGAGUCCGUGGUAGAGAAAGAACGCGGAGAGCGAUGGCAGGGGGGGCGCAAAGUGCGGGCCAUGUCCGUUGCUACACCUGCACGGCGAUCUCGGGGGGACAGACCUGCAACCUCUGACGGGCAGAGGCGUUUGGGGUUUACCGCGAACAAGGAGCUCCACAGACGCACCAGUUUUGAGGCGGAGCGGGUGCUAUCCCUCCCGCCACGAGUAGACCUGAGUGCAAUGAAUCUUACGGCGUCUCAUAACCGGGAACUGCUAGCGCAAGGGACCUUUCAGACAUCCGGGGUUAGAGAAGGGACCUUUUCGUAA